AUGGAUAAAACUGUGGCCCUGAAACUAAGAAAGGGCAAUUAUAAUAAGACCAUGACUCUUUCAGAUGAGGCUAAGCACGAGCUGAGCUGGUGGGUAAGCUCAAUCGAAAGUGCAUACAAUGUGGUUAGUCACGGACAAGCUGACACAACCAUGACCACAGAUGCCUCAAAAACGGGUUGGGCGGGUUGCUCCCUAGCUGGCACACCUACAGGUGGCUCAUGGGACCCUGGGGGAUCUGAGAAACACAUUAACUGGCUGGAAGUUAAAGCCAUAUUACUCAGUCUAAAAUAA
Messenger RNA from Paramuricea clavata, 291 nucleotides. The record is from the annotation of a GenBank genome assembly. Lineage: Eukaryota; Metazoa; Cnidaria; Anthozoa; Malacalcyonacea; Plexauridae.